GAGGAAUAAAGAUGGCGGUGCGGGGGUCUCCGCCUUCUGCUCCCGGCUGAACCGCUCUGAGGGAGGCGGCAGUGGCAACCCGAGCAGCAACGGCGAUCUAGUGGUGGUAGUUUCAGCGGCGAUUGCUGAGGCCCAAGCAAUGGCGGAACUGGAGCACUUAGGCGGGAAGCGCGCAGAGUCGGCGCGAAUGCGGCGGGCUGAGCAGCUUCGGCGCUGGCGGGGCUCGCUGACAGAACAGGAGCCCGCGGAGCGACGAGGCGCGGGGCGGCAAUCGCAGACGCGUCGUGGGAGCCCCAGGGUCCGCUUUGAAGACGGGGCUGUCUUCUUGGCCGCUUGCUCUAGCGGGGACACUGACGAGGUGAAAAAGCUUCUGACAAGAGGUGCCGACAUCAACACGGUCAACGUGGACGGAUUGACAGCCCUGCACCAGGCCUGUAUUGAUGAAAAUUUGGACAUGGUCAAGUUUCUGGUGGAGAAUAAAGCCGAUGUAAACCAGCAGGAUAACGAGGGCUGGACACCCCUUCACGCAGCAGCUUCUUGUGGUUACCUCAACAUAGCAGAGUAUUUCAUUAACAACGGAGCCAGUGUAGGCAUUGUGAAUAGUGAAGGUGAAGUUCCCUCUGACCUUGCAGAAGAGCCUGCCAUGAAGGACCUUCUUCUGGAGCAAGUGAAAAAGCAAGGAGUUGACCUAGAACAGUCAAGAAAAGAAGAAGAGCGACAGAUGCUGCAGGAUGCUCGCCAGUGGCUCAACAGUGGAAAAAUAGAGGACGUGAGACAGGCUCGCUCUGGGGCCACGGCACUCCACGUGGCUGCUGCCAAGGGCUACUCUGAGGUGCUCAGGCUUUUAAUUCAGGCUGGCUAUGAGCUCAACGUGCAGGAUCAUGAUGGCUGGACUCCCCUCCAUGCUGCAGCACACUGGGGAGUGAAAGAGGCUUGCUCCAUCCUUGCGGAAGCUCUCUGCGACAUGGACAUCAGGAACAAACUGGGACAGACACCAUUUGAUGUGGCCGAUGAGGGCCUUGUGGAGCACUUGGAGAUGCUCCAGAAGAAACAGAAUGUGCUUCGAAGUGAAAAAGAGACACGGAAUAAGCUCAUUGAGUCAGACCUGAACAACAAGUUGCAGAGUGGACUCUUUAAGAACAAAGAGAAGAUGCUUUAUGAAGAGGAGACACCUAAAUCCCAAGAAGUGGAGGAAGAAAACAAAGAAUCCAGCAGCUCUAGCUCAGAAGAGGAGGAAGGUGAAGAUGAAGCUUCUGAGUCAGAAACUGAGAAGGAGGCAGAUAAAAAGCCAGAAGUUGUUGUCAACCACUCCAACUCUGAAAGCAAGAGUAGCCCCCCGGAGCCGACCCCAACACCAGCGCAAAACACCUUCUCUGCCUCUUCUGCUAGGAGAUUUUCCUCCAGUCUUUUUAACAAGCCAGAAGAGCCUAAAGAUGAAUCUCCUUCCUCUUGGAGACUGGGACUCAGAAAAACUGGCAGCCACAACAUGCUGAGUGAAGUGGCCAAUUCCAGGGAUGCCCUGAGGGAGCGCGGCUCCUCCAUCUGCCGCUCUUCAUCAAGUCCCCGGAUCUCGGCUCUGGACAACAAAGACAAGGAGAGAGAAAACAAAAGCUAUUUUAGUUCACUAGCAUCCCGGAGGCUCAACAACACAAGUGACAUGGAAGAAAAGGAGAACAGAGAGUCAGCUGUUCACCUGGUGAGGAGUGGCUCUUACAACAGGCAGCUGUGGCGGGACGAAGCGAAGGGAAAUGAAACUCCACAGACAAUAGCUCCUUCCACUUGUGUUUCAACCUACUUGAAAAGGACUCCUUACAAAUCCCAGGCUGACUCAACAGCAGAUAAAACAACAGACAAUGUCUCGCCUAGCACACCGCUCUGUGUGAUCACCAAUCGCCCUCCACCUAGCACUGCCAAUGGGGUUACAUCUGCCACUGUGCUCUCCACUCCUGGAACAGACUCCUCUGUGGAAGCCAGGGAGAGGAGGAGGUCAUAUCUAACUCCUGUACGGGAUGAAGAAGCAGAGUCUUUACGGAAAGCGCGCUCCAGACAAGCUCGGCAGACUCGAAGGUCUACUCAAGGUGUAACCCUAACAGACCUUCAGGAAGCAGAAAGGACUUUCAGCCGAUCGCGGGCAGAGCGGCAAGCUCAGGAUCAGCCUAGCCCAAAGCCCAGAGACCCUGAGGGGAGCACCGAGAAGUAUGAGUCUUCAGCUGCUUCUUCCAAGGAAGCUGGGGAAGACCGAAGGGGCGGGAGUCUGGAUGAAGAGCCUGUCUAUCGUCGCCUGAGGUGUCCAGCUCAGCCAGACAAACUCACAACACCAGUGUCUCCUUCUGCAUCAAGAUCCUCUCUCUACACCAGCUCCCAUCUGCUUCGGACAAAUAGAUCUUCAGACCCCGAUUCUGAGAGUUCCGAAACUACCACAAAGGCCACGACUACAGAAGAAAUGGACAAAAAUGAGAGCGAAGAAGCAGACUUGGAUGAUCAGUCCUCUAACAGGCUGUCCACCCGUGACAGGAGGCGGCCCAAGGAGCGACGGAGAGGCACUGGCAUCAACUUCUGGACAAGAGAUGACGAUGAAGCUGAUGUGUCUGAAGAAGUAAAGCAGAAGUGGCAUGAAAGACUUUCUAGGUUGGAAUCAGGAGGCAGUAACUCUGCAACCAGCGAUUCCUACAGUGAGCGGGCCUCAGCCAGAGCGCGCCGGGAGGCCCGGGAGGCCCGUCUCGCCAGCCUAUCCAGCCGGGUAGAAGAGGACAGCAACAGGGAUUAUAAAAAACUCUACGAGAGUGCCCUGACUGAAAACCAAAAGCUGAAAACCAAACUUCAGGAAGCCCAGCUAGAGCUAGCAGAUGUAAAAUCCAAGCUUGAAAAGAUGGCCCAGAAGCAAGAGAAGACCUCUGACCGCUCAUCAAUGCUGGAGCUGGAGAAGCGGGAGCGGCGCGCUCUGGAGCGGAAAAUGUCAGAGAUGGAGGAAGAGAUGAAGGUGUUAACAGAACUGAAAUCCGACAACCAGAGGCUGAAAGAUGAAAACGGUGCCCUCAUCCGAGUCAUCAGCAAACUCUCCAAGUAGACUAGCCCCAGAUUGAGGCUGCCCCCACCCCUCUUUUCCAGCCAUUGCCUUCCAGCCACAAGAAGUGGAUAUUUUGGUGGAAGGCUCUUCUCUGCCCCUCCUCCAGCCACAUCUGCACUGUCCAUUUUCUCUGCUCUCUCAGUGCCCUGUUGCUCCCACCCCCUGAGUUUUAUGACAGUUUUAAUUGAAGCAUGAUUGUGAUAAUUUGAGCCAUUCUGAGCCAUCUGGAGAAGGCCUCCGGGAGUACACCAGGGUCAGCUGUGGCCCCCCAACUCCCUGCUGGUCAGCUACUUGUCUGCACUGGAUCUGGUCCAAACAUGUGAGGCCUCGGCCCAAACCCCACAGCCUUCCCCCUGACCCAGUGUCCUCUGAUACGGAUGAGUCUUACGGUGGCCACUCCAGGCCCCUGUCUGGAAUGCCAGGAGAAACGGGGGUGUUGGGGUAAUCGACAGGAGAAGCAGGGAGCUGUUGGGGUAAUCGACAGGAGAAGCAGGGGUGUUGGGGUAAUCGACAGCCUCUCGGGCUGGUUGUUUGAUUCCAAGGUGACAGCGACUGCACCGAGUAAGGUCUCUGCCCGUCUUCCCCUCUCAGGAACGGACUUUCUUCUAACUUCUGGUGGUGGCCUUUGUUCUAGCAACAACCCAGUGACAUCUCCGACUAGUCUUAACCCUUUUCCUCAUGCCUCUCAUUUAUUCCUUAACUUUCUAUCCUUUCCUCCCCCCAUUUCAUUCCGUGCUGCAAGAACUAGAACAGGGCACCAGUCUUAGCUGUGUCUGACUGCUGUGGAAACUCUCCCAGGGGCACUCUGGAGACGCCAGCGUGUUCUCGGGGCAGCACCGCCGCCAGCUCCCUGGAAGCUGGAAGCGCCAGUGCGUCCGCCAUCAUUGUCAUCUCCCACUUGCUUCCCCUCCAAGCUGACUUACUUUAUCGAGAAGUUGGGGCUUCAGACAGCCUUUCUGUGGCACCUCCUCUGGCUCGUUUCCCUCCCGCCUCUCUGGCACCUGCCCUUUGUGAGAAGCUGAUCCACCCAGGGAGCAGGAGAGGUGGGCGGGGAGGUGUGCAGGUGGCAGAUGGUGCGAGCAAAACACCCGGGUACUGGCAACCACGUGCCAAAGGCAGAAGCCCCUUGUAAUAGGAGAACGCGGUGGGCUUGAUUAUUUCCGGCAGCUAGGUUCAGGACAGAGACUCGCUUUUAGAAGCCAUCGGGAGACAAGCCUUCUUAAUAGAGGACUGAAAGGGAUGAGAUACUUUCAACCCAGAGGUGAGCGUCACGGCAUCUUGGAGUAACGAGGUCAGUUGCCAUUUUCUCGCCGUGUGUCACAGGGGCCUGCACAGCUCAGAGCCUGAGAGAACCUGAAAGAUUUUCCUGCAGAGCUGGGUCUGCCUGUGAGUCUCCCGCGGUCCUGUUGUGCCCUUUCCUGUGAGCCUCAGAUACAUGAGUGGGGGGCAGCCCCCGUCUGGCUGGCUCUGGCCACUAGUCCUCUGAGCGCCUCUCUCAUGGGACACUUCCUGCCAUCACAUAUUAGAGACAAAAACAACUCUAAGAAUAUAUGCCUAGACCAGGACAUACUGCUCCAUUAAUCCUGUGCAAAAUUAAACCAUUAAUUAGUUCUUGAUGAUUAUCCAAUAUUAAUUCUGAAAGUAUUUUCUUUUUAUAGAAGUCUUACUCCUUGCUUGGCUUACUGAGAGUGUGCCGGUCACUUAAAUCUUCAUUGUUUUAGGGUCCCCAAUGACAUUCAGUGCUUGGGGCCCUCCUUUCUCUUAAACUACCUCUGUCCAUUUUCUCGUUGCAGAAAAUGACAAUGUAGUUCUUUCUACACGGUCUUCUGGAAGAGCACAUGCUCUUUAAAUCACAAGCUAAAAUUCAAGAUCCUGACUUCAGAGUAGGAAAUGUUUCUGGCAAAAUCCCAUUUUUAGAAUGAACAAAGUUCUCUAUUUCCAGCCAUUUUCAUAGAGAAGCGACUGGAGAAGAGAAUCACUGUUUUAGGUUUUGGGCUGCCCUGGGAAGAGUGUAGUAAGAAGUUUAUCUCCUCUUUCCCCCUCUCCUCUAACCCCCUCCCCAAGCAUCCCCUUCAUCCUUGGGAGAGGUGAGAGCAGCAAAAGAUGCUAAUUGUCCCUGUACAUCCUUGGUAUCCUGGGUACUGGUGACUGGUGUGGGGGAAGAUGCCGCCUCUUUCUUAGAAAAAGGAAUUUGGAUUAUUAGGAAAACAUCUUGACCUUGUCCCAUUCGUGAGACCAAGUAAAGGGGUUCCAGAGAGUUCCCUCAGCUCGGUGUGUGCCUUUCACAAGUGCGGGACCUGGUCUUGAAGCUCUUGGAGUGAUGUUACACCCCUGCUGCCUCUCACAGCCUUUUUGUGGUAAAUAUGCCUUUACUUGCCAGAAAGUUUUCCUAGUGAUGGGAAAUUUAUAAGCUUUUCAAUCUCAGGAAUACUGGGUUCCAUGGCCAAGAACUCAUGAAAGUAUAAACCAUCUGAGGUGAUUUCAUGCACUCCCUUUUCUGCAAUUAAUCUUAUUAGACAGAUAGACUCCGAAGUCUGGUCUCUUUCCAGAGAAAAUACUCUUUCUUCUCCGCUGUCUUGAUGAGCCGCCGAGUGGGCCGGCACGGAACUGGCGGAUCUCUCUAGACUGCUGGUCUUCCCAGGGACCACAGACCUCCAGUCCUCACCCCACCCAGCCCACGCCAGAUGAGUAGCCGCUGGGCUGGCCAGCCAUGUGGGGCUCAGAGGUAUCAUUUCAGAGUCUUCACAUGAAAUACCAGAAUGGCAAAGUGGGGGUUCUCCGUUCAACUUUACACCCUCUCUUCUCAUUCAUUUGCUAUUUUCCAAAACCAAGCCAUACCUUUGGGGCUAAUGGUCUGGUUGUUCCAGAGAUUCUCUGGCUGAAGUCUUCUUCGCUGGUUUGUCUUUCAAGGGGUACUCAUCCUUUUCUGGAUCGCCCUGGGCCUGAGGACCAGCCCCACUGCUAGUGCAACAGGGCUGUGCGACUCUCAGGCCCUUAGAGAACCCCUAGAACAAACCUGCCUGGGAGUAGUGGGGGCACAGAACUCAAGUGGGCAGUCUCGUGGUAUUUCUAGGCACCGUCUGUCUCUUAUCCAACUGCAGGAUCAACUCAUGAACAGGGUUUUCCCUGUUUCCCACUCCAUCUCCCACCCUGUGUUUGAGACCAACAUGCACUUACUGCUCUCCGAGGCUACUGGCAAUGGUGAAUUCAGACCUCUGCUUCAAUCCUGUCACCCACUUCCCUCACCCUAAAGAGAACACGCUCAUUAGCACUUCUACUCUGGAAGCACGGAGGCUGAAGCCCCACUAAUCAGCUACAUGUGAAUCCCACAAACGCCAUGUGUGAACUACUGUUUCUCUAUCAGGGGCUUUAAUUGAGCCAGAGGUGAGAGUAGUCGAAACCUCAAACUUGUGACUUGGCUCAGUUCUGGUUCUCUAGCCCAGUGUCAGCUACUGACCCGGGAAAAGGUCCUGGCUGCGUCGUCGGCAGGCCGGCUGAGGUGGCCAGACGGGCAGGCGAGGCACAGAGCGAGGACGCAAGCGCUGUGAGCGGUUCGGCUCCCUGGCUACACUGUACCCACGGGAAAGCCUAAAGGAUUCCGACCCUACACCAAUAGGAAGGGGGCUUCUUAAUCCCACCCCUGGGUGAGCCUCUGGAGCUGCCGGAGGUGACCAACCAGGUAACACCACGUGGGCCCUGGGGCUUUCCCUCCCAUUACCCGGCCCAGUGUUUACGCCAGCACUGCGCCCCGACUCAGAGGGUCCCCGCUCUGACCUAGGUCCAAUUAUAACUGUAGACAUUGGUCCCCCUACUGAUUUUUAAGGCAGAUUUUGACCCCUCAAAGGACGUGUAUUCCCUCUAGCCCAGUAAACGAGGCAUCUUUUAUGGCAGAUUAAGGCAUCAUGAGAGGAUAAGGCCCUCAAGUUAGGACAUUUGGUUCCAGGAGCGUCUCUUAUCCUUCUGAGCUCUGUGACCUUGGGAAAGUCACCUGCCCUGUCUGUGAAAUGAGAUGGGACUGGAUCAUUCUUACAAAUCCCUUCUGGCUUAAAGUGAUUUAAAUCUGUGAUUUAUUCCUAGGAAUAAAUCAGGACAUUGCUUGAACACUGAAUUUUUGCUCUAACUUAAAAAAUUCUGUUUUCUUCUGGAUUCAAACUGUUUAACAUCAGCAUGUCAAGGUUGACUUCUCAUCCUUGUUGGAGAGUGAAUUCAAUAUUGAGGGUAAUUGAAUGGUGUUGCAAUUGCUUUCUCUCCUAAUGGCUUGGUAAGAAUAUUAAAACCUGCAGAGGUGGAAAUUGGAGCUCGUGGGGAAAUGGAUAGAAAGCAAUUUGUUGCAGGCGGCCUUUGGACAAAUUGUUUUAAUAGGAAAUAGAGCUGCAGCUUCAUAGGUUCCUUCAACUGCCUUUUCUGGGCCUUCUCAAAUGUGGUCGUGUGGCUCUCGCCAUCCACACAGCAGACUUAAUUGCAGUUCUGCUUAGCACCAGCUGGCUCAUAGUCUUAAAGCAGCCAGAGAAGUUUCCUCAACCUAUAGUACCACUGAGCUCCUCCUCUGGAUUCUGGACUGUCAGAAGAGGUUCCGGUGCUGUUCAGGAUGGCCUUUCCUAUAAAGCAGGCCUGCAGAGGACUUAGCUCUGAAGACUCAGAAGCCCCACGUCUGUGCCAGGGCCGCACAGAACAGCACUUGGCUCUUGCGAGACUCCUGCAGGUCACGUGUGUGUGGAAUGAGAGGGCCGAGGCCCUGGAAGUCGAGGUAGCUGUGUGCUGUGGGGAAGAAGGCAGGUCAGGGUUCUGGAUGGCGCAGCAGGGAGGCUGGGCUCUGUGGGCUGCGAGGAAGUGUGAUUGUUGCCUGUCUCGGCCUCCAGCAGAGCGGAGAUUUAAUCAGCUUCCCUAAUGGGUAUUGACACUACUUGGGAGCGCUAGACCCUAUCCGGGGCUGCUAUUGAUUGCUGGUGUUCUGAUUAGAUUGGAAAAUAGAUCAACUUCAUUGCUGCCAGGAGCUAUCGCUGUGCCAGCUACCUGGGAGCGAGGUGGUCUCCGGGGACUGAGAAAAAACAGAGAGAGGCCCUUGACCAGCCGGCAGCUGUAGGGAACGAUGCAUUCACGUCUCUAACAUGAAUUGUAGUUGAGGGUCAAAAUUGAACCCAGAUGUGACUUGCAUCCCAGUGUCCUGGAAGCCCCUCGGGCUGCACAGCAACUAAGCGAGCGUGUUUGAGGACGCGCCGUUAGUGGACGUCAGCCCUUACCUAAAGGCCUAACCACGGGGCGGCUGCUCUAGCCUGUGUGCCCAGGCUGCUUGGAGCGCCCAGAAUGACGGACAUCGUCUUGACUAACCAGCUUUACCAAGCUUACUCGCCUGUUAACCCCUCCCUAGCUCCCCUCAACUCCCCUCACUCCUUGAAGCCGCCCAAAGCACUCCUCUCUGAGCCAUUCUCCCCUUCAUCUGUUUAUCAUGGGGACUGUGAGUCUGCCGGAGCGAGCCUUUCUGUUAUUUCUCCUCCAAAAUUCUUCUCUACUGCUUCCAGUAAACUUUUCCUUGGGUGGCCUUUAGCGGUGACAUCACGAGUUUCUGAUGUCUUUCCAGAACAGAGAUACUCUUGCCCGUUCCUUUCUCAUUUCCCUCCACAUUCUUUAUUCCUCUCUUCUUACUGGGAGCUGAUGGUGCCUUAGAGACUAGGUUUUCCACAUAUCAGCUGAGACUCCUGGAGGACUCCCCAUAGCAGCUUCCACGCGGGCCCCUCUGCCAGUUGUCUCUCUCCCUGCGGGGCGAAUGGGCUCCCAGAGGCCGGUGGUCUGGUGAGCUCUCCACAGCACCGCCAGGGAGGCCGCGGUGGCCAGGUCUCUUUAACCAGAGUCCUGAGAACUUUGCCCGCGUCGGCCUGAGACAGUGUCCCGGGAAAAGCCCGCUCGGUGUGGCCUUGUGUGGGGGACAACUCUGGGCGCUUUGCUGUCUCGCUGGAGGGACUGAGAAAGCAGGGAGAGAGCUGCCAGUGUCUUCAACAGCCAGACAGGGGCCAGAGAGAGCUGAGAACCACCCCCGAGCAAGGGUCACCUGCAUGUCUCUGACCUGUGAUGACGCUCGCCCUCCUGUGAAGAGGCAGGUAAGGAGAGGGCCGAGGAAAGGCCUCCGCACAGAAGAGCUGGUGGUGGCAGGCGGCAGAGUUGGGGAGAGCCCUGGGAGGCUGCAGCAGUCUAAAAUGCCCCCACUUCUAGCCCACAUCGCUUGAACCUUUGAAAGGAUGGGCCAGUCACCUGGCUGGCACCCCAAGUCAGCCCCUCAUCUCCCUGAAG
Messenger RNA from Condylura cristata (star-nosed mole), 9352 nucleotides. RefSeq names its product protein phosphatase 1, regulatory subunit 12B (gene PPP1R12B). Gene Ontology annotation, biological process: signal transduction. Gene Ontology annotation, cellular component: Z disc; A band; cytoplasm. The record is from RefSeq and is a predicted model, not a curated record. Gene Ontology annotation, molecular function: phosphatase regulator activity; enzyme inhibitor activity; protein kinase binding. The coding region runs from base 140 to 3067 and encodes 975 amino acids. The transcript is spliced from 24 exons. NCBI's taxonomy places the organism in Eukaryota, Metazoa, Chordata, Mammalia, Eulipotyphla, Talpidae.